Messenger RNA from Drosophila willistoni, 1984 nucleotides. RefSeq lists its product as uncharacterized. The transcript is spliced from 3 exons. NCBI's taxonomy places the organism in Eukaryota, Metazoa, Arthropoda, Insecta, Diptera, Drosophilidae. Bases 12 to 1658 code for a protein of 548 amino acids. The record is from RefSeq and is a predicted model, not a curated record.
UUCAAUUGAUCAUGCAAUCCGGAAAGCCAUUGGUUACGAAGCUCCCAAUCUCAGCUACCGUAUACGAGCUAAAGGCUGAGCUUCAGAGCCUUCUCAAUAUUGAGCCGGAAACAUUGGAGAUUUCUGCAUCUGAUGUAACGUGUGCCGAUUCAGAUCUUUUAAUAGAAGUUGCUGGUCUAGGCAAAAACAAACAAAUUAAGCCGGUUGUGUCUUGCUAUGAAGGCAACAAUUUUGUGGGCUUGAUACUAUUUUCCCUUGGGGGCGAGCAUUUCGCCGAUCCAUUAGUCGAUAAUUCGGUGUCAGACUCAAGUAUCGAAGAUAGUGAAUCUUCCGUCAUUGAGCUAUCCUCGGGAUCUAGUGGCGGAUCCGUCCAGCCAUCCACUAUUGAUUGCAAGCGAGGUAUUAAACGAAAAGCCCAAGGACAUGAAAUAACCAUAGAGACUAAACGGAUCAAAUAUGUUCUCGAAUCCAGUGAGGAGAGUCUAGAAAACUACUCGUAUGGAGAUAUGCAGGAGGCAUGCGAUAUGGGAGGCUGCGGAAUAAAGUCCCGACCACGCCCGGUUAAACAUGAAAUCGAAAUGGAACCUGAUGUUAUAAAUGGUCAGCGGCCCCCGUACGUUAACAUUCUCCCAGAGAACAGGCCGUUUGUCGUGGUUAUAUCUUCCUCAGAAUGUGAAAAAACCUUUUGCGACCUGUUGGAAGAGUUCUUUGGAAUUUUUAAGGAUUUCAGAAAUGUUCGCUGUUUGGAUUUCAAUGAGGUGACUCCAGACACUGAGUACAAUGGGCGGCUGUACAUGGCAGCGGCCAAUGAGGAUACGAUGGACUGGGUGGCGGGCAACGUAUGCUCCAUGGAGACAUAUCAGGCCACCAGUCUCAUAGACUUUCGCAAAAUUAAUUCGUCAGUAAAAACGGCUGAUGGACAGCCACAAACAGUUAUUGGAUCCAUACAACUGAACGUAAAAUAUAGGGAGCAGAUGAAGGACAUUAAUUUCUUUAUAAUCCCUUCGAUUAAGCAUAGGGUAGUAUUAGGAACAGAUUUUUGGAAAGCUUUCAAAUUGGCCCCGGGUGUAAUUUCCUCGAUUGAAACUUCAAAUAGCAACGUGCCUAGAUUACCAGAGAAAGACGGUGAGGAAAAGUUUCCGCUGACAGCAGAAGAAGAAAAACGUUUAGGCGGAAUCAUUACUCUAUUUUCAGACUUUGAAAGGCAAGGCCUCGGAAGAACAAAGCUUCUGCAACAUCAUCUAGAGGUAGGCAAUGCCACCCCGAUUAAACAGCGAUUUUACCCAGUUUCACCGGCGGUGGAAAAAGUUAUGUUUCAGGAGAUCGAUAGAAUGUUAGAGCUAGGAGUUAUUGAGAAGUCAAAUAGUCCUUGGAGUUCGCCCAUGCGUUUGGUGAUUAACUCUGGAAAAGUUCGUUUAUGCUUAGAUGCACGACGUAUUAACGAGGUUACAAAGAGAGACGCAUAUUCACUGCCCAGCAUCAAUGGAAUUUUCGCAAGACUACCAAAAGCUAACAUCAUCUCCAAGAUAGAUUUGAAGGAUGCUUUUUGGCAAAUAGGUUUGAGUGAGGAAUCAAAAGCAAUCACAGCAUUUACAGUACCUGGUCGUCUAUUGUAUCAUUUUGUGGUUAUGCCAUUUGGUUUGUGUAAUGCCGCGUAAACAAUGUGUAGACUAAUGGAUGAAAUAAUACCCCCUGAAUUAAAAUAUUGUACUUUUGGAUACUUAGACGAUUUAUGUGUAGUAUCAGAAAGCUUUGAGGAACAUCUUAUUGUGUUAGCCAAGCUAGCUGAGCAAUUUCGAAUGGCGAAUGUAACUUUAAAUGUGGCAAAGAGCAAAUUUUGUGUCACAAAAGUUGCAUUUUUAGGAUAUAGUAGGCAAUGGAGGAAUUUCAACUGACACAUCAAAAACAGACGCGAUUCAGUCAUGGCCAAUUCCGAAAACAGUUAAACAAGUAAGAGCGUUUAUGGGAGUAGUCGUAUGGUAUA